GGUGGAGGGAGGGAGUGUAGGUUCUGAUCGCAUUACAUCUUCAGGGCUCCAUCCGUCGCACACUAGAGCAGCUUCAGCCUCAGCCCGCCACCACGCCUCGUAUUAGAAGGAGCUCUAGCCGCACCUUAUAAGAGCCACACUAUAGAGCAGCGGCAGCCACGACCACAUCCCGCCGGCACGACACGCCCUCUAUUAAAGUCUUCAGACGUCACAUCUUCCUGGAGUAAAAAGAAAGAGAAAGAAUAAGAGUGAAAAAAAGUCACAACGUAAGGAAAACAAGGAAAUAGAAACUAGGGAUAAAGAAACAAGCCACAAGAAACAAAUAAUAGACAAAAGAAGUAAUUAAUUAGUUGAUAGUGAAAAAAAAAGAAGUCUACCAUUUGAAAACACAGUGUACGUACAAAAGUAAGUCACCAAGUACCAGUCACCAAGUCCCAGUCAUUCAAUCAAUCACCAAGUUACCAGGAGAGAAGGAGCAGCACACAACCGCCAUCAUGGAAGAUCCUCACCAAGUCACCGUGAUGUACGACUGGUUCCAGUACAGUAUGACCAAGGCACCUCCUCAUGUCAUAGACCAGAAGGAGAAAAGGAAAUGGAUUAUUGAAUACGUGGAACCCUUUGGAAGAUGCACCAUAGCCGUGCGGGACAUAGCAGAGGGGGAGGUGAUAUUCGUGGACCAUCCCAUAGUGACUGGACCCAAGCAAACCACGGACCUCAUCUGCCUCAGCUGUUACCGCGAACUCGAGUCUUGGGACCAGUAUCAAUGCAGCAAGUGUAGCUGGCCGUUGUGCUCCAAGGAGUGCGAGGGACGCGGUCACCAUCCCCUGGAGUGCAAGGAUUUUCGCGCCUCCGGGUAUAAGCCUCGCCAGAGUGACUUCAGCGAGGACAUGUUUAUGUACGAGUUCAUGCUGCCGCUCAGGUGUUUCUGCCUGAGAGACAUGGCGCCUAAGAAGUGGAGCACCAUGAUGGCGAUGGAGAGCCACAAUGACCUGAGGCGCGGCACUGAGCUCUGGAACAGGGAGCAGGUGAACGUGGUGGACUAUUUAAGGGGUAAGCUGAAGGUGGAAGCAGAGGAGGAGCUGCUUCACUCCAUCACUGGGAUCCUUGAUGUCAACUGUCACGAAGUCCGCAGCAACAUACCUGGCACCAAGGAGCAGUACUUCAUCCGAGGCGUGUAUCCGCUGUGCGCCAUGAUGUCCCACUUCUGCUGCAACAACACCCACCACACGCUGAUGGACGACAUGACCAUGGUGGUGAUCGCCUCCAGACCCAUCAAGAAGGGCGAGCAGAUCACUGCCACAUACACUCACAUCCUCUCCGCGACCACUGAGCGACGAAAGCACCUUCGUUAUGGCAAAUUCUUCGACUGCACUUGUGAGAGAUGCCGAGACCCUACGGAGAUGGGAACCUACUUCGGGGCUCUCAAGUGUUCUCAGCCUGGUUGUGGUGGCUCUAUCUUGUGCACGGACCCGCUUCUACCCACCAACGACGCUCCCUGGGCUUGUGAUAAGUGCAAAUACCAGGUGGCGGCGGUGACGGUGGAACGCCUCAACAAGAUGGUGUAUUGGGAGCUGCGUGAGGCGGGCGAGGAGGACCCAGCCAAGAUCGAAGGACUGCUUAGGAAGUAUCAGUACGUGCUUCACCCGCAACACUUCCAUAUGGUGGGCAUGAAGCACACGCUCUCGCAGAUGUACGGGCGGCUGCCGGGCUACGCGCUCAACACCAUCUCCGACGCCCAGCGGAGAAGGAAGGUGGAAUGUUGCCGGGACCUGCUGAAGGUGCUGGACGUGAUUGAUCCAGGGAUAUCCAGACUGAGAGGCCUUACACUGUACGAGCUACACGCCCCAGUGCUCCUGGAAGCAAACGGAGCCUUCCAGCGCACCAGCAUCACGCGGCGGGAGUUCCUGAUCAAGCUGCGGGAGGUGGAGGAAUACUUGAGCCUAGUUGUGUAUUGCCUCCAGCACGAGCCGCUCUCAUCCUCAGAGGGGGACGUGUGCAAGAUCGCCCGCAACUCGUUGGUGGAGCUGCGCAAGUGGAUCACUACCGUCACCUCGCUGCCAGACCGCCACUUCUUGCCCGAGGAAGUGGAGAAGGUGACAGCUGCCUCUCUGGUCCGCUCUGACGAAGACCUCACGCUGGAGUCACUGCUGAGGAGCCUGGAAGAGCAGUGACAAGGGCAAGGAUGAGGAGGAGGAGAUGGAAGAGGAGAGGAGGUAGUAAAAGGUGUUGGAAAGAUGUUAGGAAGAUAAUAGUGAUGGUGGAGGGAAUAGAGGAGGGCAGGAAGAGGUGGAAGAGGAGAUAGGAUAACAAAUGAGAGAUUUUAGAAGAAUGUGAGGAAGACAGUGGUGAUAGAAGAGCAAAGAAGAGAGGUUAAAGAGCAACAGGAAGAAGAGGAGGAUUGGAGGAGAAAAAGGAGAGGAACAAGUGUUGAACGUGGCAGAGACUCAAGAUGUGUGUGUAAGAAGCAUGUAUACUCGAGGGCAAAGGGGUGGCGGUGGAAGGGAAAGAGAGAUGAUGUGUAUGUGGGGAGAAGAAUGAGGAGAAGGAGGAGAACGAUGAGGAGAAGGAGGAGGAGGAGGAGGAGGAGGAGGAGGAGGAGGAGGAGGAGGAGGAAGGAGUAAAUUGACAAACUGUGAAAAUUAUAUACAAACAGACAGACAUAGUGAGACAGACUUACAGCUAAACAAAUAUACAGACAGACAGACAGACAGAAACACAUUAAGAAUAUAAUGAUAUCAAGAAUAUUCACGCCAAUUGUUAAUAAACAUAUUCAUUAUCCUGUUGUCAUGUUAUCAUUAUUGUUAGCACUUUUACUACUACUACUACUACUACUACUACUACUACUACUACUACUACUACUACUACUACUACAAUAACUACAAAGUCUUUAAUUAUUGGGUUGUUCUAACAAUAUGUACAUAAAGAGUGAUAAAUAAUAAUAACCAGAUCAAUCUUAA
Portunus trituberculatus (swimming crab) is the source of this 2957-nucleotide messenger RNA. Its product is annotated as SET domain-containing protein SmydA-8-like. The record is from RefSeq and is a predicted model, not a curated record. NCBI's taxonomy places the organism in Eukaryota, Metazoa, Arthropoda, Malacostraca, Decapoda, Portunidae. Gene Ontology annotation, molecular function: protein binding.